This is a messenger RNA of Stomoxys calcitrans (stable fly), 1314 nucleotides long. RefSeq lists its product as uncharacterized. The transcript is spliced from 2 exons. NCBI's taxonomy places the organism in Eukaryota, Metazoa, Arthropoda, Insecta, Diptera, Muscidae. The record is from RefSeq and is a predicted model, not a curated record. Bases 14 to 955 code for a protein of 313 amino acids.
GUCAUUGUAAAAAAUGACAAUCUUCCCCCUACUGAAUGGUGUCUGGGAAGAGUCAUCAAAGUUUUCACUGGUAAAGAUUCCAAUCACACCCAAAUGUCGAAUUUGCAAGGAUCGACAUUUCCUCAAACAUUGUCCCGCCUUCCAAGGAAUGUCUGUGGUAAGGAGACGAGAGGUAAUCAGAGAAAAGGGAUUUUGCUUUAAUUGCCUCUGUACCGCUCAUACCCGGAAUUGGUGUCCAUCACGAAAUAAGUGCAUGGUAUGUCAACUCAACCACCAUACAAUGGUACAUGUGGACCAAUCCUCAACUCCUAAAGCCACUCUUCAACAUAUGCAUCAACACUCCCAAAACACUACACGCAAGAUCGAAAAAAAUGGCCGUUCGUGCAACAGUCGCAAACCCAACAGCACUCAGCACCGUGCAAAAUCCAAAGCUCAAGAUCAGGAACCGCACCUACACUUCAGAGAACGGCUAAGCCAUCGGACAAGACAGCACGUUUUUCUUCCAACAUUGCUAGCUAGGAUCCCAACACCCGAUGGCCCAGCAAAAACGAGAAUUCUCAUGAAUUCCGGUGAGGUUCAAACAAUGAUUCUUCAAACCCUAGUCGAGCGACUGCAUCUUCGCACAACCAGAAAGGAUAACAAGGAGUACUGCACAUUGAAUUUGGAAUCAUACCAAGAUCCUUUAGCAAAAAUCCAGAUCAUAGGUAUGGUCCAAAAAAAGUUCCGAACAACUCUCCCCAAACCAAUCAGCGAACCAAAGCUGCGUGCCAUAUACGACCACAUUACCGAUCUAGCAGAUCCGAACUUCCACAAUCCGUGCAACGUCGAAAUUUUGCUGGCUAAUGACCAAAUACCAAGAAUAUUGCGAGCUGGGAUGAUCCAGACUUCCUCAAGUAUGCCUAUAGCCCAGAGCACAAUAUUCGGCUGGACAAUUUCUGGAGCUUGUCGCUACUAAUGUUGCAUUCAUGCAAGGCGGCCGGCAUGUUGAAACCAGUUCAACACCAUUAUUAUCUUAAAUGAAUUUAAAUGAAGUCAAAUGAAUUAUUAUACUGUAUUGAAUUUCCCCUACAUAUUUGUAUGAUUAAUGCUAGAAUAUGGCAACUCAUUGCUUUAGCCUGCAGCGCAGAUAAAAGCUUUCAUUUAGUACUAUAAGCCUAUUUGUCUCACUCCAACUUUCACCUAAUAGCUGAAAUUAACUAUUAUGAACCCAGCUUUAUGCUGACUUAGCCUCAUAGAACUCACUUGUGCAGCAUCAUUGACAGGAGGCGGUAAGGAGUAAUCUCUAAUAAAACUGUUCAAACACAUCAAACUGAA